Closterium sp. Naga37s-1 is the source of this 1386-nucleotide messenger RNA. NCBI's taxonomy places the organism in Eukaryota, Viridiplantae, Streptophyta, Zygnematophyceae, Desmidiales, Closteriaceae. The record is from the annotation of a GenBank genome assembly.
AUGGGAAGAGAGCUAGAGGAGUUUCGAGCGAGCUACCAACAGGUGUGCGAGGAGAGGGACGCCUUAGAGGACCUGCUACUACAGGAACAGCUCAAGAAUGGCACCCCUGCUGACAAGCAGGUGGAGGAGGCGAGGGCACAAGCAGCAGCGCUGGAGAUGGAGCUGCAAGCCAUGGCCUCUCGCUGCGAGGAGUGGAAGCGCAGAGCGGGCGAGCGGGCGGCGGAGAUGAAUCCAGCCCUGGUGCAGGCGCUGCUGGAGGAGCGACUGGAGGAGCUCGAUGACUCUGGCGUGCUCGCCCUGCAGGUGGAAUGCGCUCGUCUGCGCGACGAGCUGGCAAAAUCUGAGGUGCUGCGCUUUGAGCUCUACCGCAGCCUGGAGCAGGGCGCAGUUGAAGUGGAGAGCCGGUGGGAGUCAGAGGCGUCUGGCAUGUCACCAGCGAGAGAAGGCAGCUUCAAGAGCAGAGACGCAGAGAGGCACAGCAAUGAAAGUGAUGAGGAUGCUCCAGGCCGAUCAACCACCCCUGUCAUGAUGGAGUGUGACGAGUCAGUGGUGCAGAAGCUUCUGGAGCUGGGGCAGGCGUCACUUACCCAGGAGGACGUCACUCGCCUCAUGGAGACCGUGGAGGCAGCGGAGAGGAGGGCAGAGCAGGCGGAGAGGGAGGCGGAGCAGCGAGCAGUGCAGGUGCAGCUGCUGGAGGCGAAGAUGACUGCCAUGAUGAACUCCAGUCCUAUGGACGAGCACAAGCGCUCCCCCUCCCUCGUGUCUUCCUCGCCCAUCUCCUUCCGCCUCUCCCCCGUGGCCUCCUCCUCCUCCCCUGACCCCGCCUCCCUCACUCGCUCCAGCAGUACCAGUGCCACCUCUCAACACAGCCAGCAGCAGCAGCAACAGCAAAUCCCCUUCCAACAGGAGCAGCAGGAGGCAAAGUCAAUACAGCUGAGUACGGGAGGAGACGGACGAGGGGAAAGAGGAGCAGGAAGAGUGGAAGGCGAAUCUAGAGAAGAAGCUUUGGGUCUGAAGUCAACUGGAAGAGCCGGGGUAAAAGGUGGCGUGGUGGCAGUAAGAAAGAGAGCGGAUGGCGGUCUUGGUGUGCGGAAACAACGGGCAGAGGCAGAGGAGGAGGAGCAGGGGAAGGAGGAGGGGGUGGAGGACCUGGAGGAGGAGGGGGAUGAGGCGGUGGAGGAGAUACGGCAGAUGGUGCAGAGAGUGCAGAGGCAGAACCGGAUCACCCAUGUGCUUCUUUCUGUGGUCGUUGCCGUCUCUAUUCCACCUCUUGUGGCCUUGGUUCGGGGGUGGUUCGGUGGUUGGGGUCGGCGGUACGAGACUAAGAGGCCGGGGACAGAGCCGGCUCCGAAGCAGGGUGCACGGGUUGCGAUUCGGAGCAAGUAG